AUGUCGCCAAGAUUUGCAAGGUUUACUCGCAAAAAGCUCUUGCUCGACGUCCAGCUUGUUAUGAUCACCGUGAUGCGCUCCUCGAGGGCCCUACGACUGUUACAGACCGGCACUAGGAUAUCUCACACUACUUCUCAGGCUCCGAGGAGAGUUGUAGCUAUUCGCAAUGGCUACUGUUCAGCCUGCGAACCAGCGCCGCCGCAGCCAUCAGAUGUGAAAAGGCGCUACGAUCGGCCUAAAUCACACAAGAAACCCAAGAACCCCAAGGAGCCCGAAGCAGCACCAGAUCAUCGACACCUAGGGAUCGAGCAAGAGCUGUUCACCACCUCUAUAUACAGCCCAGGCUCACCUAUAUUUCUGCCAAAUGGAACGAGAAUAUUCAAUAAGCUGACGGACUUUCUACGAACUCAAUACGAACACUUCGGAUUCCAGGAAGUCAUUACCCCUACAAUCUACAAAAAGUCAUUAUGGGAGAAGUCGGGACACUGGGAGAACUAUGCAGAAGACAUGUAUUCUGUUACGGGACGAGGGGCGUCCGGGGAAAAGGAGGGUCGGCAGAUUGGGGAAGAUGAAGAAUAUGGACUGAAGCCCAUGAAUUGUCCAGGACACUGCCUCAUAUUCGCUUCCAAGCAACGAAGUUAUCGAGAUCUACCUAUACGAUUUGCCGAUUUCAGUCCUUUACAUCGAAAUGAAAUCUCGGGAGCGCUCAGUGGAUUAACAAGAGUUCGGAGAUUUCAUCAGGACGAUGGCCAUAUAUUCUGUCGCCCCUCCCAAAUUCGAGAAGAGAUCUCAAAGACCUUGGAGUUCGUAAAGUUGACAUACGGAGUACUUGGUCUGGGGCCCUAUAGAUUAGCUCUUUCUACAAGACCAAAGGAUACCUUUAUUGGGACGGUAGAAGAAUGGGACAACGCAGAAGCGGCGCUGAGAGAAUCCCUCGUCGCAAGCGAGCAACCGUGGACACUCAAUGAGGGAGAUGGAGCAUUCUACGGGCCAAAGAUCGACAUCAUUUUGAAAGAUUCGGAUGGAAAAGAGCAUCAAACCGCCACAAUCCAGCUCGAUUUUCAACUCCCCAAGCGCUUCGAAUUGGAAUAUCAAGCACCAGCGCCGGAGAUUGAACAGAAAGGUCUGACUACGGAUGACGCGGAAUUACUUUCGGUUCAAGGGCCUGUCACUCCUGUGCUCAUACACAGAGCAGUUUUGGGUUCGGUUGAACGAAUUAUGGCACUUUUGAUUGAGCACCAUAAUGGUCGAUGGCCAUUUUGGCUGAAUCCACGCCAGGUGAAGAUAUUGACUGUCAAUGAUCAACAAGAAACUCUCGAUUUUGUCAAGAAAGUAGUGCAGGACCUACAAGGCUACGACCCUCCAUCAACAGAUGGCGAGGGUCGAGGUCUUGGGGCUCUUGGAGCUGGUCUUGUCCGUGGGAAUAGACUUUCCAUUGACGUGGAUGACUCUCCUCGCGGUCUAAACAAAAAACUCUCGGAAGCCAAGAACCAGCGAUACGGUGUCAUUAUAGUUGUUGGCGCACGAAAUGUUGAAUCCAAUCGCCUCACUGUUGAUUUCUCCGCUAUCCCUAAUUACCGCUACGAUAUCCGAGAGAGUAAACUGCUGAACAACCUCCUCGUGGCACAUAAGGAAGCCAAGCUGGAGAGAGACGCCAGGUAUCCCAACUGGGGUACGCACUGGGCUCCUGCCGACGAAGAGUUUGCCUCGCAGGAUGGGGAUCCUGCACCUCGUAAGCUGAGUCACGAAGAAUUGAAGGCUUUCGAAAUAACCGCAAGGACCUUGAGGAAGGUUUUGAAUGGCUUUCAAACUUCGUACGUGUGA
Messenger RNA from Lachnellula hyalina, 1824 nucleotides. Its product is annotated as putative threonine--tRNA ligase, mitochondrial. The record is from RefSeq and is a predicted model, not a curated record. The transcript is spliced from 2 exons. NCBI's taxonomy places the organism in Eukaryota, Fungi, Ascomycota, Leotiomycetes, Helotiales, Lachnaceae. Bases 1 to 1824 code for a protein of 607 amino acids. Gene Ontology annotation, cellular component: cytoplasm. Gene Ontology annotation, molecular function: threonine-tRNA ligase activity; ATP binding. Gene Ontology annotation, biological process: threonyl-tRNA aminoacylation.